GUAGACUUUUUCCAAACAUAGUCAAAAGAUGUUCCAAAUUAGGGGUUUUUCUUUACAAGAAAAAUGAUGUCAUUUGGCCAGUUUAUUUAGUAAAAGAGCAUUUACGUACAUACUAGCGCAAGGAAUAGAAGAAUUUCUUAAAAAAACUAGACAUAAAGGAGAAAGUUGUGUUACAGAGACACCCACAGGUGAAAAUGACAGAAGCAGCUCCAAAUAGAGGUCAUGCCACAUUAGAUGAAGUUUCAAAUUUAACUAUGGAAGGUAUUGGUGGAGUUGAGUUAAAAAAACCACAAGACAAUGAAGCCACUUUUAAAACAGGUACUUUUAAGGUCAAAGCAGGUAUGGCCCAAAUGGCAAAGGGAGGAAUAAUAAUGGAUGUGACGAAUCCAGAUGAAGCAAGAAUUGCUGAAGAGUGCGGUGCUUGUGCUGUUAUGGCCCUGGAGAGAGUGCCAGCUGAUAUACGAAGAGACGGAGGCAUUGCUAGAAUGUCGGAUCCCAAAAUGAUCAAGGAAAUCAUCAGCGCUGUUACCAUCCCAGUGAUGGCGAAGUGUCGUAUCGGUCAUUUUGCAGAAGCUCAAAUCUUACAAAGUCUGGGAGUUGAUAUGAUCGAUGAGUCUGAAGUACUUUCGCCAGCUGAUGAAGUGAAUCACGUGGACAAACAUCCUUUCACCGUCCCUUUCGUAUGUGGUGCACGUGACUUGGGUGAGGCGUUAAGGCGCAUAAGUGAGGGCGCCGCCAUGAUAAGAACAAAAGGUGAAGCGGGGACAGGGGAUGUCAAAGAAGCAGUUCGUCACGCCCGAUCUAUACGUGCUCAAAUAAAACGAGCCAUGGGAAUGGACAGUACUGAGUUAUAUACGUAUGCGAAAGAAUUGCAAGUUCCCUUUGACUUGUUGAAGAAGACUGCAGAAAUGGGACGAUUACCCGUCGUUAAUUUUGCUGCAGGUGGUCUAGCUACUCCGGCCGAUGUGUCUUUGUUGAUGCAACUUGGCGUGGAUGGUGUGUUUGUUGGCUCGGGUAUAUUCAAAAGCGAUCAACCGCGAAAGAGAGGCAAAGCCAUGGCCGAGUCAGUUACACAUUACAACAACCCCGAUAAAAUUGCUGAGCUCAGCGAAGAUUUAGGGGCAGCAAUGUCGGGCCCAACUUAUGCCAAUUCGGGAAAGUGAUGUCUGACUUUCUUUAAAUAUCCUUAAAUCGCAUAACAUGGAACUAUACCUAACUUUACCUCAAUUCCUUAAACAAAAUUCACAUUCUUCACGUUCUUUUAUAUUUGACAAUGCAUUUAUACAUGGGAUACAAUUUUACAUGAAAUUUUAAUAUAUACAGUUAAUAACA
This is a messenger RNA of Hydractinia symbiolongicarpus, 1332 nucleotides long. RefSeq names its product pyridoxal 5'-phosphate synthase subunit SNZERR-like. The coding region runs from base 195 to 1163 and encodes 322 amino acids. Gene Ontology annotation, biological process: amino acid metabolic process; pyridoxine biosynthetic process; pyridoxal 5'-phosphate biosynthetic process. Lineage: Eukaryota; Metazoa; Cnidaria; Hydrozoa; Anthoathecata; Hydractiniidae. The record is from RefSeq and is a predicted model, not a curated record. The transcript has 9 exons. Gene Ontology annotation, molecular function: amine-lyase activity.